Pipra filicauda (Wire-tailed manakin) is the source of this 2819-nucleotide messenger RNA. RefSeq names its product coilin (gene COIL). NCBI's taxonomy places the organism in Eukaryota, Metazoa, Chordata, Aves, Passeriformes, Pipridae. The record is from RefSeq and is a predicted model, not a curated record. Gene Ontology annotation, biological process: spliceosomal snRNP assembly. Gene Ontology annotation, cellular component: Cajal body. Bases 36 to 1856 code for a protein of 606 amino acids. The transcript has 7 exons. Gene Ontology annotation, molecular function: U2 snRNA binding; U1 snRNA binding.
CCCGCCCCGCCUCCUCCUCCCGCCCCUCCCCGGCCAUGAUGGCGGCUGCCGGCGGCGGCCCCGUGCGGCUGCGGCUGCAGUUCGACCACCCUCCGCCGGCCAGCCCGGGCUGCGCGCUGUGCUGGCUCCUGCUGGAGCCGGGCCAGGCGCGCCUCGUCACCGACCUGCUCAGCCUCAUCCGGCACCGCUUCGGCUUCAGCCGCCGCGCCCGCCUCAGCCUCUUCCUGCAGGGGGCGCUGCUGCCGCCCGCCGAGAGCGCGCGCCUGGUGCGCGACAACGACUCGCUGCGAGUAAAAUUGGACGACAUAGUUGCAGAUGAUUAUGAAGAGACAGAUGGUGGCUUUACUUACACAGCAAAAGAAGACAAAAAAAGGCACAGACACAAGCAGGACAAGGAAGAAUUCUCUAGGAAUGAAGACAGGCAUAAAAGAAAAAAGAAAAAGGACAAGCAUAAUCUCGAAUAUUCCUCUUGCAGGGAAGAGAGCUCUGUAGAUAUUUGGGACUCUCAAAAAAGGUACACGAAAAGAAAAAGGAAGGAAGAAGUUAGUGGAAGAAAUAGACUUGCAGAAGAUAAGGAAGAGAGCUCUACUGCCCAUUCUAAAAAGCUUAAAAAAGCUGAGAGGGAGAAACAGUUGGCAACAAAAAAGAAGGAUGAAAAGCAGACAAAGGCUGCUGCAGCAAAGAUGGCUUUAGAACGGGAAAAUGAGAACUUUUCUCUAAAUUCUGGUAAAAAUAGCACCAAAAAGAUCACAACACAGUCCAGAAAAAAGAAGGUGGAAACUUCAGAUUCCUCCAGCACAUCGUCUGACAGUGACAGCAGUGAACUAAACAUAAAGCAAAACAAAUCUUCCCAUAAACCCGUAGCGGUGACACUUCCCAAAGACAAAUCCCAAGCUGCUGCAAAUUCUGAUGCAAAAACGAAUAAAGUGACUGUAAAGUCUAACAGUGAAAAGACUAAGACUGCAGUUAGUAAAAAUGCUAAAAAACCCCAGUCCUCUAGUUCAGAUUCUGACUCGAGCACCGAGGAUGAGAAGGCGACACCAGCACAAGACAGCACUGCCAAGGAAAAGUCUCUGCCCACCAACACGGGGGCUGUAAAAGCCAGUACCAAGGCUCCCAAAGCAAAGAGCUCCUCCUCAGAGUCUGACAGUUCAGAUUCAGACACACCUGUUACUAAAAAACCCGCAGCAGAUGCUGGACUGAGUAAUUCCAUAGGAAGAAACUGUAUUAAACAGUUGCCAACCAAUAUUCAGGGACCAUUUGCCAGCCCAGGCCGUGGAAGGGGGCGUGGAUCGGGAGAGGAUUGUUUCUGGAGAGGACCCAGGGGCCGUGGGUUUCGUGGGAUGAUGAGGGGCCAAGGCCAUGGGAGAGGAGCAAACCCUGGCUUCUUCUAUAACUACAGCAGUGAAGGCCAGAAACAGAGGCAGUUAAAUGAAUCUGCGACAAACACUUCUGUUGUUGUCCAGAAUCCCGUGGAAGUUCCCAAGAGAGACUAUAGUGUGUUACCUCUUCUAGCUGCUCCACCCCAAGUGGGAGAAAAGAUUGCCUUUAAGCGCUUGGAACUAACUGAAAAUUACAGUCCUGAAGUUUCAGACUAUAAGGAGGCAAAAAUAAUCAGUUGGAAUGCUGAUAAAAAACAGAUCGAGCUCGAGAUCCUUUCAGCACCAGCAGGACAAAUUGCUAAGGAGCCGGGGAAAUUCGAUCUGGUUUACCAGUCUGCAGAUGGAGCAGAGCUGAUUGAGUAUGCUGUCCCUCAGGACACCAAGAUAACUGAAAGCUGGGACGCCCUGAUAGAGCCAAGACUGAUUGUUGAGCCUCCAGUCAAUGGAUCCAGCGUUGAAAAUGGAACCAUCUAAAGUGUGAAAAAAAGUACAUAACUGUACAGACUUGUUUUGUGAAAUGCUGCCUUCUGGUUCUGAGGGUGGCAGGUGCACUGGUGGAUGUUGUUAAUAAAUUGUUUUAAAAACAAGUAUGCCAAAAGAAAAACACUUUUUUUUCCUUAGGGUGUGUUUUUACACUGUACAGGAAGACUUUGUUUAGUCUAACACAGGUCUGUUGGGGUUUUUUCUUAAUAUUUAUAUCCUACUGCUGUGAGCUGCAGAACUGGAAUGGUUUGAUCAAAAGAUAAAAUACAACCUUGUACUGUCAGUAACUUAUUGAAAUGUCUGGGUUUGGCUAAAACCAUAUAACUGUCCUACAGAGGUCGUUUUUAUUUAAAAAUUAAAUACUGUUGAUAUGCACACCUCCUCCUCUGCUGCUGCUGAGCAUCAUACAAAUGCCAUGAGUUUGCAGUUACUUACAGAGUUCAUCUGAACAUGUCCCAGAAAUCCAUGUGGAUUUCAAGCUUCUGUAAUUUUGAGGCAUAUAAAUAGUAGUGGUAACUCAACCUUGCUUAGAACCAGCGGAAAAUAACACAAAUCCCCAGCAAAAUUGUGCCCCAUUGUGUUAAUCUGUGUAGGCUCUGAAAACCCUUUUGUUUGUUUGUUUUACAUCAAACCCUUUUGCUCUGUAAGAGCUGUGCUACCUUUCUUCUUUCCUUCCCAGCAGCACAGUGGGUCACUGGGUGCUGGCAACGUGCUGCCCUGACAGCUCUGAUAAUUAUUAACACUGAGGGGACAACUUGUACCUCUGUACACCUGGCAAGUCUUACACUUCCAGAUAAUCCCUGUCCUGGGUAGUCGACUCUUACAGAGAAGACAUGGAAAAAACCCAAAAACUCUAGAUACAAACAAACACCUGAAAAACUGUACAUGGUGGUUUGCUAAUAUGUGCUCUGACCAGUGCAUGAUUACAUUAAAAUACUGCACAUCUUUCCAUUA